AUGGCGCAGGGCAGCGCUGCUAUGGCCGCUGCAGCGUUCUUCGCCCUUCUCGCCGUGGCCCCGCUCCUGUGCGCGCCGGCCGCCGCGGAGCUGGUCCGGCUGGAGCACCUGGCCAAGAACGACGGCUCGCUCAGCCUGCUCGUCGUCGGCGACUGGGGCCGCAAGGGCACGUACAACCAGUCCAGGGUCGCCCAUCAGAUGGGCAAGGUUGGGGAGCAGCUCAACAUCGACUUCGUCAUAUCCACCGGGGACAACUUCUACGAGAACGGCCUGACGGGCACGGAUGACCAGGCGUUCGAGCAAUCCUUCACCGAUAUCUACACGGCGAAGAGCCUGCAGAAGCCGUGGUACCUGGUACUGGGAAACCAUGACUACAGGGGUGAUGCGCUCGCACAGCUGAGCCCAGUCCUGCAAAAGAUCGACAGCCGAUUCAUCUGCAUGAAAUCAUUUAUCGUUAAUGCAGAAAUUGUGGACUUCUUCUUUGUUGACACCACUCCGUUUCAACUCAAGUACUGGACUCACCCUAAAGAUGAUCACUAUGACUGGAGAGGAGUGGCACCGCGAGAAAAAUACAUAAACAAUUUGCUCAAGGAUUUGGACGAGGCCAUGAAGAAAUCAUCUGCGGCGUGGAAGAUUGUUGUGGGCCACCAUACCAUGAGGAGUGUCAGUGAUCAUGGCGACACUAAGGAGCUACUGCAACUACUGCUUCCAGUCCUCCAGGCCAACGGCGUGGAUUUCUACAUCAAUGGGCAUGACCACUGCCUGGAACACAUUAGCAGCAGAGACAGUCCAAUUCAAUACUUCACAAGCGGAGGUGGUUCCAGAGCAUGGAGAGGAUUCUUCCAGCCAAAUGAAGACAAGCUCAAGUUCUUUUAUGAUGGGCAAGGGUUCAUGUCCCUCCAGCUACAGCAGGACCAAGCUGAAUUCACCUUCUACGAUGCUGAUGGGAAUAUAUUGUAUCAGUAUUCCCAGUGGAGUUUGAGAGAAACAUAUCUACGACCCAGCUAUGUCGCAAAAGAAUGA
Messenger RNA from Miscanthus lutarioriparius, 1023 nucleotides. Lineage: Eukaryota; Viridiplantae; Streptophyta; Magnoliopsida; Poales; Poaceae. The record is from the annotation of a GenBank genome assembly.